AUUAUUUGACUCAAAUGAGGAAGUUAAAUCAAAGAGACUUUUGAGAAACGACGACCUAUUAUCCUGUAUCCUGAGUAUAUCGGUAUAUAACGCAGGAUUAUUGGUUUCCCUUAAUUUAAGUAACAUCGAAUUUACAACAGAACGAACAUUACAAGCAUUCGUUCGAGACGGCAUCGCAUAUGAUCUUAAUGUCAAAGCUAUACAAGAUAGAACGUUAACAUGGAAAUAUGGAAUUCAGGUUCUAUCGAAUUUGCGCUUACAUUUGGUAAAAUAG
This is a messenger RNA of Funneliformis mosseae, 274 nucleotides long. Lineage: Eukaryota; Fungi; Glomeromycota; Glomeromycetes; Glomerales; Glomeraceae. The record is from the annotation of a GenBank genome assembly.